Beauveria bassiana ARSEF 2860 is the source of this 582-nucleotide messenger RNA. Its product is annotated as GNAT family acetyltransferase. The transcript has a single exon. NCBI's taxonomy places the organism in Eukaryota, Fungi, Ascomycota, Sordariomycetes, Hypocreales, Cordycipitaceae. The record is from RefSeq and is a predicted model, not a curated record. The coding region runs from base 1 to 582 and encodes 193 amino acids. Gene Ontology annotation, molecular function: protein N-terminal-serine acetyltransferase activity; protein-N-terminal-alanine acetyltransferase activity. Gene Ontology annotation, cellular component: cytoplasm.
AUGGCUGAUUUCACUCUAUCAAAGCCAAAGUCGGUACUGGCUGAACAGUACAAAGUGCCCGCCGAGCAACUCCACGACGACGAGGUAACACUCCGCCGAUGGCAUCUCAGUGAUGCGCAACGUCUAGUCGAGGCUGCCGAGUCGUCCCUACCCGAGCUCAAGGCCUGGAUGCCCUGGGCCGCCCACGGCUACACGCUAAAGGACGCAGAGACGUUUCUCCGCAUCACCACCGCCGACUGGGACCGGGGCGCAGAUUACAACUAUGCCAUCUUGGUCAACGAGCAGAUUAUCGGCUCUUGCGGGCUGAUGAGCCCUGCUCGGGGCGACGUCGGUAUGGGCAUGGGAUACUGGCUCGCGACGCCCAUGACGGGCCGUGGACUGGCGACAAAGGCCGCUGCGCUGCUUACACGGGCGGCGUUUGACUGCGGCGCGGAGCUGGUCCAGAUCUGGCACGCGGUGGGCAAUGGGAAGAGUCGUGCUAUUCCCGAGAGGCUAGGAUAUGAGUUUUUGGGAGAUUUUGAGGAUUUGCAGAUUGCGGAGCGUGGAGCAAUGGGCCUCUGGCAGAAGGAUAGGCUGGUGUGA